AUGAUGAAAUAUUCAAUCAAGGACAAGUUACGCACUUUUUUGGUCGCAAUCUUCCUUACAUUCUAUCACGCUCAGGAUGGAUUGUGUCACGGUUACAUCAAAGCCUGGUCUGCCGAUGACGGUCACACGUGGACAUUAGGACAAAAGCAAGAGCUGGAAAAGUCAUCGAUCCGUGGCUUCUCAGAAAAUACAGGUUGGAUUGGCAGCAAAUUUCUGACCAAACCCGCCUUCGUUUGCGGAUCCAGCUUAACGCCAAGUCUUAAGAUCGUUGCCCCCAGUGGGGAUCUCUUCAGUCGCGCAGAUCAAAGCGCCGGGAAAACUUUGGCCGUUGCAUCUGGUGCUACAGUGCGCUUGCUGAUCAAUGAUGAGCCUCACAAGAUAUACCCACAUGAAAACGGUCAUAUUCAAAUUUAUCUUGGCUAUUGUGGACCGUCAGAAACCGCAUGCGAAAAAUUUGAUGCCUCGACGAUCAGCUACUUCAAAAUAUUAUCAUUGAAGCAUGGACUAGGAUCGAAAAAAGAAUUCCCUUACAACAAACACAAGGAUGGAAAUGAAGUCAAAAUCCCGAUCUCGAAUAACCUGCCAAUGGGUAGCUACAUCAUGCGGAUUGAACUAAUCGUUUUUGGACAAUCCUCCGAGGCGGAGGGAAAGCAAGACCAAUACUACAUCACUUGUGGACAGAUGGCACUUGGAGCACCAGAAGUUACUCCUCCCGUCUCCCUCGAAAGUUUAGAAAGUGUACACUUCCCGGGUGCUUAUAAAGAUGGAAACAUUGAUCCGGACGAUCCUCCACCAGGCCCCGAUGUCGUCAACCUUUCCUCCCAGGCAGCCGAGGGCACUGCCAAAGCAUCCCCGAAACUUCGACAAAGUAAAAUCCAGCCUAAUGUUGAAGACCAGGGGUUCAAGUUUUCGGGAAGCGUUCCUCCAUGUGCCAAAGCCUGUCUUUCAAAAAAGAUUUCAGAGAAUGCCCAGGGGAUACUCGGUUUACUGUGUGCCAAUGAGCCUUCCCAAGUUGAUCUAAAACAACCACUCUGUCAAUGCAAGGAUGAAUUGUUUGCCAAGGCUUAUGCAAAUUGUUCAAGGGAUCAUUGUCAGGCUGGAUGUGAAUUGGAAAAUGCUAUCAAUUCAUUCAGUAUUCUUUGUGGAAUGAAGGCCAAGGCUUCAAACUGUCAAAAUAAUCAGAGAAGAGAAAGACUACUGCUUCUGAUUUGA
Molecule: messenger RNA, 1212 nt
Organism: Puccinia triticina
Lineage: Eukaryota; Fungi; Basidiomycota; Pucciniomycetes; Pucciniales; Pucciniaceae
Exons: 4
Coding region: 1-1212 (403 amino acids)
Source: RefSeq, a predicted model, not a curated record